Insectozyma verbasci is the source of this 1323-nucleotide messenger RNA. Lineage: Eukaryota; Fungi; Ascomycota; Pichiomycetes; Serinales; Debaryomycetaceae. The record is from the annotation of a GenBank genome assembly.
AUGUCUAAAUCGUCAAUUUCUGAACAUGUACAACCAGUUUAUUGUGCAUUACCAUUUAAAAGAAAAGUUUUAAUUAUUAUUAUCGUUACAUUGGCUGGUUUUUUAGGUCCUGUUUCAGGUAAUAUUUAUGUACCAAUUUUACCACAUUUGGAAAGAGUAUUUUCAGUUUCAACUUCAGUUAUAAAUGGUACUGUUUCAGUUUUUAUGGUUGUUUUUGCAAUUGCACCAUUAUUUUGGGCUUCAUGGGCCGAUUAUGGAGGUAGGAAAACAUUAUAUUUAAUACCUUUAAUUAUAUUUAUAAUUUCCAAUAUUUUAUUAUCAUCUGUACCAGCAAAUAUUGUUGCAUUGUAUAUUUUAAGAAUUUCUCAAGCUUUUGGUGCUUCAAGUGUAAUGUCAGUUGGUGCUGGAACAAUUGCAGAUAUUAUUGAACCAAAGCAUCGUGCUAAGGCUAUUUCCAUAUUUAUGUGGGGUCCACAAUUGGGUCCAGUAUUGGGUCCUAUUUUAUCAUUGAUACCAUGGAGAUGGUCAUUUGCCUUUUUAGCCUUUUUUGGAGCAUUUGUAUAUUUAUUAAUAAUGUUUUUGUUGCCUGAAACUUUAAGGUAUUUAGUUGGUAAUUGUGAAGGAUAUACUGGGUACUUUGUUAAACCAAAAUUAUUUCAAGAAAAGAUCGUUGAAGGAUAUCCAAAACCACCAAAGCCAAGUUUAAAAGUUUAUUGGAAACUAAUCAAAUUUAAACCAGUUUUGUUAUCUUCUGUUAAUGCUGGGUUAUUAUUUGCUUCAUUUUAUGGUUUAAUGGUUACAUUUGCCCAUGUUUUGGAAGAUUAUAAAUUUUCAAGAGUUCAAGUUAGUGUUAGUUAUAUAUGUCCAGGAAUAUCAUUGAUUUUAGGUUCAACUAUAGGUGGAUGGUUAUCAGAUAAACAAGAGAAGAAAAUUCCUGAACAUCGUUUUAGUUUACAAAUUAUUGGACUAAUUAUAUCAAUGUGUGGAAUUAUUGGUUAUGCUUGGACUGCUUAUAAACAUGUACAUGUUGCAUCAGUAUUUGUAUUUACAUUUUUAUCUGGUUUUGGUAUGACUUGGGUAUUUGUUUCAAAUACUACUUACCUAACAGAAUGUUCUACAAAUCAACCAGCUACAAAUGUUGCAAUUGGGAACUUUAUGAGAAAUUUAGCUGCCGCAAUUUGUACAGCAAUUAUAAAUCCAAUACUUAAAAAAACUGGAUUUGGUUGGUGUUUAACUGGUUUAGGGUUUUUAAAUUUAGUUUCAAUUGGAUUUGUUGUAGUUUUAGUUAAAUACGGACCCAAAUGGAGAAGUGAAUAUAAAUAG